GCCUUCUCGGGAGGAGAACAAAAACAAAGCGGAGGGGCCCGAGCGGGACCCAACGGGCCACUGCCGAGAGCUCCCUGCAGCCUGCGCACCCUCGGAGCCAGCACCGCCGUCAGGAUGCCGAACUGGGGAGGAGGCAAGAAAUGUGGCGUGUGCCAAAAGACAGUUUACUUUGCCGAAGAGGUUCAGUGUGAAGGCAACAGCUUCCACAAGUCCUGCUUCCUGUGCAUGGUUUGCAAGAAGAAUCUGGAUAGUACAACUGUGGCUGUUCAUGGUGAAGAGAUUUACUGCAAGUCCUGUUAUGGCAAGAAGUAUGGUCCAAAGGGCUACGGCUAUGGUCAGGGAGCUGGAACACUGAGCACUGACAAAGGGGAGUCGCUGGGCAUCAAGCAUGAGGAGACCCCUGGACACAGACCCACCACCAAUCCUAAUGCGUCCAAGUUUGCCCAGAAGAUAGGAGGGUCCGAAAGCUGCCCUCGGUGUGGACAGGCUGUCUAUGCUGCGGAAAAAGUGAUCGGAGCUGGGAAGUCCUGGCACAAGAGCUGCUUCCGAUGUGCCAAGUGUGGCAAAGGCCUGGAGUCCACCACCUUGGCAGACAAGGAUGGAGAAAUUUACUGCAAAGGAUGUUAUGCCAAAAACUUUGGACCCAAAGGAUUUGGCUUUGGCCAAGGAGCUGGGGCUUUGGUCCAUUCUGAGUGAAGCAGUCAUCGAUGUUUCCAUUUCCCCUACUUACCUCUGGUGCCUCACCAAUGCCAGCCCCAUUCCUUGCCUAUGUGGACCAGGCUAGAUAGGGGAGCUGUGUGCUUUUUUUUUUUCUAUCUCUUUCUUUUUCACCUACUCUUGCUUUCUUCUGCCACUUAUUACCAGCCUCUGUAACCACAGAUUUUGGCUUUGCUUUUGGUGGAUUUCUGCUUAGGAGACUGGCUCCUAAGGCCCACCGCCUCACCCACCCUACCCAGCUGACACAAUUUCCAGUGUGAACAUUCUACUAGUAUUAAUGCUUUUUUACAGGGAAUGAUCUUGCACCCUUUUCACUUGCUCUCCAGAACUUUUGUCUUUCAGCCCCUCAUUCUACCUUGCUGAGUAUUUUGGUCAAGGGACCAGAAGCAAUUUCAUGAAAUCCAGAGAGCUAUUACCAGCCUGGAGAAAGUGGGAAGGGAAGACAAAUGGAGAGAAAGGGACAAAAAGACAUAUGAAAAAUCUUCCUUGGGUUUGUCAUAUAUAUUUAGAGGGAGGGAGAAGGUAAGAGGGCUAAGGAAAAGGCCACUUUUUAAAACUCCCAGAUGCCUUCAGACAAGGGGAUGGUAAAAGUUUCCACAGGACAGAACCUUGCAGUAAGGUAUUCCCACAAAGUGUUGAAAUGGAUAGCACUCCUGCUCACCUGGGCACACAUAAAUAUUUGAUUUCAUUCCAAAUAUUAUCAAUUUAAUGGCCAGUGCUAUUUGCCCGAGACCUAUCUGUUCUUACCCAGAAUCACUCCUGUUAAGAGGGACGGAAAGCCCUUGUGAGCCACAGACCUAGAACAUCAGGAUUAGGUACAAAUCUUCUCCCUUCAAAGAAAGAGUCAGUUUUGGAAUCUCCCAGGGGUUUGUGUCAUUGCUUUGGUGCCAUAGGGAAUUCUGGACCAACUAGACUCCUGAGCACUGAUCAGUGUCCCAAACCUCAGGAAGCUCAAAGCCAGCUCUUAACCUGGGGAAUCUUGAGAGUGUAACUUUUGGUGGCCAGCCCAGAGACCCUAAUCCUUCCCUGACUCUUCCCAAAAAGUGCUUCAAUCUAGUCUCCACUCUGUAGAACUUCUCAACAUUUGUAAAUGGAAGAUUUUCAGGCACCUUAAAGAUUAUAAAGGUAUCUUCCUCCCUAUUCCACUCCAUCUCCAAGUCAUCCUCUAUUGAUGUCUUUCCAGGCUCUCCCUCUUGGCUCAUCUUAUCCCCCUACUAUGCUUCUAUACCUCCUCUCUUGGUCUCUUCCUUGCCAAAGUCAUCCCUAUCAUUGUUAAAUCCUGAGGGAAGAAGCAGUUCUUAGGAAGGUGUGAGCCUGGACUGUGGCCAGAUGAACAGGAUGAUCUUGGAAGAAUUCCAUUGACUAUGGGGGAACCAUUGGGUUAGGAUAAAUUUGUUCUAAGGGAUACAACUACAAUAGCUGCCACUGGGAAGGGCAACAUAUUUAAGCAAAUUUCUUGUAGUCAAUAAAGCUGUUAAAAAAAAGAAUUCUGGUAUCCAGAGUCCUGAGAAGAUGGCAACAAUGUCAUUCCCCUGGGAACUGAAGGAAAUUUGGAUGGGCUUGUAAAAAGGUACCUAAGAAUCCAGAAAGAAUAUUAAACUUUGCCUAUUCAACUUUU
Molecule: messenger RNA, 2335 nt
Organism: Sarcophilus harrisii (Tasmanian devil)
Lineage: Eukaryota; Metazoa; Chordata; Mammalia; Dasyuromorphia; Dasyuridae
Gene: CSRP1
Product: cysteine and glycine rich protein 1
Exons: 6
Coding region: 115-696 (193 amino acids)
Biological process (GO): sarcomere organization; muscle tissue development
Cellular component (GO): Z disc; cytoplasm; nucleus
Molecular function (GO): actinin binding; structural constituent of muscle
Source: RefSeq, a predicted model, not a curated record